AUGAUCCCAGCGAUCCCUCACGCUGCCCGCGCGUGCGCGUGCGGGCCCGCGCGCGAGUCGCACCUCGCCUCGCGGAAAAUUAAUGAGAUAGUCCUGAGUCUGAGAUGGCCCCUGAAGGACAGAAAAAGGAGAGGCGAGCUCUGCGGGCGUGUAUCCGUGUCACAGAUGGCGGCGGCGGCGGGGGGUGGGGGGUUAUAUUUAGUCUGGAUUGGGGUGGUCUGCCUGCGCUCCCUGACGAGCAAGCCGCCGCGUCGGGUUUCAGUAGGCCUCCGAAAAGGCAGGAGAGUCUCGCAGCUGGCCGGCUCCCCCCGGGGGAGGAAUCUCCAGAGAGGGGCACUGGAUGCAGAGCCUCCGUGUCAGGGCCUCGGCCUCACUGUCAGCGGCUUGUCGCGGCAAAUGAUGCCUCCUCCGCUCACAGGGCUUUGCGCGCUCUCCCAGGGCGCCGGAAUGCGGAGCAGGUGGCAGAGGCCGCGCCGCGUCCUCGCCAGCAUAUUCUGUCAUUGCGCCGUCUAUUAUUUUGCUGACCUUCAGGGCCGCUCGGAUGACGACCCAGGGCUUUAUUGGGAAUUCUAUGGCAGCGCUGUGUGCGAGUCUCACGAAGAGGGCGGCUUCUUCGACAUCCUGGCAGACCCCCCGGGCCCCGACGACGAGGACGAGGAGGACAAGAGGGAGGUGUUUGAGUUCGAGUUCUCCGACCGACCUCUGCUGCCCUGCUACAACAUCCAGGUGUCCCUCUCACAGGGACCGAGAAACUGGCUGCUGCUGUCGGACGUGCUCCAGCGGCUGCGCAUGUCCGCCCGCGCCUUCCGGCAGGCCUUCCCCCACAUGGAGGUGGUGACGGUGGCCGAGGCGGAGUUCUACCGGCAGGCGUCCCUGUCGCAGCUCUUCUCCUGCCCGGAGGAGCUGGAGGGCUUCCACCCGGACAGCAAGGAGCUGCUGGACCUGGUGGAGGACAGCGCCGAGCUGGCCGCGCUGCUGGGCUCAACACUGGAGUGUCUGGACGACCGCUGGGACCACCCAGGGGACAAACUUAAAGACAAGAUCAAGGCGGUUUGCAAGUUGGCUUCGUCCUGA
This is a messenger RNA of Menidia menidia (Atlantic silverside), 1074 nucleotides long. Lineage: Eukaryota; Metazoa; Chordata; Actinopteri; Atheriniformes; Atherinopsidae. The record is from the annotation of a GenBank genome assembly.